AUGUGAGUUCGGCCCAUUACUUCCCCGCAACCACCAACACCUCCUCCGUACACCUGAACCGGUUCAUACCUGGUUCUAUUGAGCCGCCUCUACCUGUGCACAAGAGUGAGGCAGCAGCUUCUCAAUACAUCUUCCCCAAGGACACUUCCGAUAUAUCACACCCAGAAGCGAGUGCUUCGUGGUCUUUUUUUGAUGCUGGGUUUGUCAGGGGCAGGAGUGGCAGUUGGAUUCAGGGGUAAAGCAGUGAGCGCCGUGCCACAGCUGCUGUUGCACUCGACAGCACGGGAGAUCUCAUGAAGUCUGCACUGUGCAUGUUGAGUUGGAAUCAGAUAUGCAGUUGUUACAUAACGCCAAGUGGUUUGCGGCUGGACUAGGACUGUGUUUGCAAAGCUGCCCUUAUUGAUUGUUGUCUGCGCCUGUCGCCCUCCAGCCUACUUUCCUGGUUAAUAGUACUGCCGGCUAACAUGCAAAACAGCAACGCCCGCUUCCGCGGCCAGAGAAACCCCAACUCGCCGGGCACAAGCUCUCCAGGCCCCGAGCAACAACAAGCACUCGCACAAGCACAGGCACAGGCACAAACACCAGCGGCUAGCCAGUCCCCAGUCCACGCUUCCCCAGGGCAUCAGGGAAGCCAUUCUUCCUCGUCCAAUCUUUCAGUGAAGCUCCCGCCGCUCCCCACCUCGCCAUCACUUGCUGAGACCAUCGGCAUGGACCAGUCCAGCGGCAUGAUGCCGUCCGCCGAGGAGGUUCUCGCCUCCUACCACCUCCCUGUCGUCAAACCCCUCUGGCUCAAUGCGAACUAUGCCAAGCACAUCGUCAAGGGCAACUUCUUGACAUUGAGCGCAAAACCCAAGACCGUCGAGAUGGGGGAGUGGAUCGCACACCAGGUUGUCGACCACUGGAGGAUGCUCAUCACCUUCAUCCGCUUGGUCCACGAUAAGGAGGAAGAUGGGUCCUCGAUCUGCAACUCGAGGAGAUGCCCCAAGAUGUCAGCGGGAGGCAAUCACUCCUUUACCUGGCUCAACUCGCGGUACCAGCCCGUCGAGAUUCCGGCCUACGAGUACCUGACGCUCGUCCAGCGUUACAUCUCAGGUAAGAUCGACGACGCUACCAUUUUCCCAACGGACCCGGCCGGCGUCUCAUACGCCGACAACCCGGCAUACUGCACUCCAGUCCUAGAGUCUGGCCAGGACUGGGUGGGCAAGCGGAGCGGGUUUCCCCAGAACUUCAUGGAGACGUGCCAGACCAUCUUUCGCCAGAUGUUCCGCGUCUAUGCGCACCUGUAUUGGUCGCAUUUUGACGACAUGUUCAGCCUGAACCUCGAGAAGUCGAUGAACAGCUGCUUCAGCCACUUCAGCCUGACAGCGACCACGCUCAACCUGCUGAAAAAGUCGGAUCUUGAGCCUAUGCAGCCUCUUAUCGAUCUCUGGGCCGCUCUGGGAACCUUCCCUCAGGGGUCCAAGGCUUUCGAAAUUGCGAACCUCCAGGUCGGGCAACUGCUCGUUCAGAAGGCGGGAGGGCCGCCGGCCAAUUGAUAGCCAGGUUGUGCAUGGAAUAUGUUUGCAUAGAAGGCGAGGCAACAAUUCGCGGGGCGUGUGGACGGCACCGUUACGGUCCUGGUGAGGUUUUGAAAGAGCAGGUCCAUUGGCUGGGCAGAUGAUAGGGAGCGUAUACCCUUGGUCUAUGAUGUGGAUGGGUCUCAGUUACUCACUUCAGUCGUACGGUCCAGGAUAAAAGCAAGGCUUGCGUAUACUACACACUGAUUUGCGUAGUUGAGCAACUCGGGAGUUUGACUGUCAUCUUACCAGCGCUCGCCGCCGGUGACUAGGCAGCGACAAAGCUGCGCCCUCUCAACCUACGCAGAGACCUCACUGACCUUGUACUCAACAAUGACUGGCUUCCCGGGCUCAAUGACGAACCGCCCCGACCCGACAUACACUUUCUCCUCCA
Messenger RNA from Parathielavia appendiculata, 1950 nucleotides. Its product is annotated as Mob1/phocein. The coding region runs from base 465 to 1535 and encodes 356 amino acids. The transcript has 3 exons. The record is from RefSeq and is a predicted model, not a curated record. Gene Ontology annotation, biological process: positive regulation of protein phosphorylation; cell division; signal transduction. Lineage: Eukaryota; Fungi; Ascomycota; Sordariomycetes; Sordariales; Chaetomiaceae. Gene Ontology annotation, cellular component: nucleus; cytoplasm. Gene Ontology annotation, molecular function: protein kinase activator activity.